This is a messenger RNA of Prorocentrum cordatum, 4155 nucleotides long. Lineage: Eukaryota; Dinophyceae; Prorocentrales; Prorocentraceae. The record is from the annotation of a GenBank genome assembly.
GCCUCAGUCCAGAUCGACGACUUCAUCGAGGAGACUAUGAGGCAGGCCUCGCAGCAGCUGUAUUACAUCUUGCUCCUCCUCUGCCGGCAGCACCCUCUGACGACGAUCGUGAACGCUGGCGAGAAUGAGGGCUUCCAAGCUUGGCGCAAGCUGGUCGAGUACUACGAACCGAACGACCGGCUGGCGCUGUUCGAGCGAGAGCUCCUCAGGUGCGAACAGAGGGGCGGCGAGGCCAUCGCGGCCUCCAUGAGGAUCGGCAUCGUCCUUCGGCAGCUCGAGGAAGGCCCUCUACGCCAUCACCUCUUUCUCAAUGCGACCAGGCUGGUGGAGUGGCGGGAUUUCCGACGUGAGGUCACCGAUAUCCGCCGUGCCCAGAGCGCCAUCGCACCGGUACCCUUGCCCAUGGAUCUGAGCGCGUUCACCGAGGGCGACGGCCAGGGUAAGUCCAGGGGCGACGGCAAAGGCAAGGGCAAGUCUGGCGGCAAGGGCAAGAGCAAGGGCGACAGCAAGGGCAAGUCCAAGUCCGACGGCAAUGGCAAGACCGGCAGCAAGCUGAGUCCGGCGAUGGCGAUAUCCGGCGCGAGCUCUCGGCAGGUCGCCGCGCUCUGCCUGAACGACGCGGGCGAGCAGGCCAGCUACCCGCUCGCGAAUCCCCACUCCCUCAUCAUCUACGGCCCGGGGCCGGACAAGGCGGACGCGGUCGACUCUGCGAUCGGCGCGGCCCUGGACCUGAACAUGAUCCACGGCAACUCGGAUGCGGAGGAGGUCGAGCUCAACGGCAUCUUGCGCGUGGGCAUCGACUCGUGUGCGGCGGCCUCGGUGCUGCCGCGCGGCUCGUGUGCGGACUACCCUGUGCACGAGGGUGGCCAGGCGAUCUCGUACAAGACUUCCUCCGGCCACUACGUGAACGACGAGGGCGAGAGGCCCCUAGCGGGGGCGAUGCCCGGGGCAUCCCUGGCACGCGCUGCCAAGUUCAGGGUGGCGGGCGCCAGCAAGCCGUUGCUGAGCGUCGCGGAGAUGGUCGACUCGGGCCAUCGGCUCGUCUUCGACUCGGAGGGCGGGCAGGACAUUAGCUACGCGCAUCACGAGACCAGCGGAGACGUCGUCCAGUUCUUCCGCAGAAACAAGGUCUACGAGAUGGACAUGCACGUUGACCCGUACGUGCCGGAGGUCUGCCCGGUCGAGGUGGCAGGCCACGAGCCCCCCGAGGGUGAAGCCGGCCAGCCAGGCGCGGCCCACGAGCAGGUCGCGGAGGGCCCGCCGGCGCGGCCGGCGAGGUGCUGCACGAGCCCUACAGGGCAUGGCGCCGGGGGCGCGUCUCUGGCAAGCAAGGGCCUGUCCGCAGGCCGUCAGACGAACGACCACCAAGAGUCGGCGCUCGCGGUGGUCGGCAUCGACUGCGGCUGCCUCGGUGAACGAGAGGACGCCACUCCGCUGCUGAUCGGGAGGGAUUCAAAGCAGCGUUGGUUCCACGCGUCGGCGGUUCCAUCCAAGGGGGCGCAGCAUCCCUGGCCGCAGAAGUCAUGGUCCAGCAGGCUGGCAUCGGCUGGCCACCAGCGCUUCGUCUUCCGCUCGGACGGCGAGGCGCCGCUCGUCGCCCUGCAGACCCGCAUCGGGGCCAAGCUCAAGCAGGGGCACGGCGUCGAGGCGGUGCCCGAGGAGAGCGCGGUCGGCGACUCCCAGGGCAACGGCCUUGCCGAGCACGCGGUGCGCGAGGUCAAGGCCAAGGUUAGGGCGGCGCGGGCGCAGGUGGACGACUUCCACGGCGUGAGCAUUGGCAUCGAGCACCCAGUGACCCCGUGGAUGGUCGAGUUCGCGGCCAUGUCCAUCAGCCUGGGCAGGCGGGGCGCGGGCGGCCGCGCGGCUUGGGAGCUUCGGCGCGGCCGCCCCUUCAACAAGGACCUGGCUUGCUUCUCGGAGAAGGUCCUGCACCUCCCAGGGGGCAAGCGCAAGGCCGGGAUCGAGGUCUACAUUGGCACGGAGUUGGGCGCGCUGCGCGCCAGGGCUUUCGAGCGGUUGACGGUCGAGCAGCGGGCUGACAAGGACCUGCUGAACAGCCUCGUGGGGAAGCCGCGGGCGCCGGUGCCGACGGACAUGGCGGUGGACGAAGUACCGGUGACCAUCGAGAUCCGAGCGCUGGUUCCCGCGCCGGUCGCGCCUGUGGGCGGACCUCUGGCGCCCAUCCCCGAGGCUGAGGACCUCCCGCCCCGGGCCCCCCGAGUCGGGCGGCCACCGGCAUGGCCGCGGGCCGUCUACAUCAGGAAGGACGUCGGGAUCGCGAAGUACGGGAUCCCCCCGGGCUGCUGCGGCUGCGCCGCGAUCCUCAACGGCGCCCGGGCGCAGGCCCACUCAGCAGGGCGCCGCGCUCGGAUCGAGCAGGCGAUGCAGGGCGACGAGGGGGCGAAGCAGAGGCUGGGUGCCCGUGAGCGGAAGCGGCAUCGCACUGACGUCGCCGGGCUCGUCUACCAAGAGGGCGGCUCGCCCGGCAGUGGCGGCCCAGCCCCAGUUCAGCAGGCGCCGCCAGCACAUGAGGCCGCGGCGGCGGCUGACGUGGCGACGGCUCCGGCGCCCCACGACCCAGGCGACGAAAACGUGCAGGAGGAGAUCAGUGCCCUCCUGCUCUCCCUCGGCUACAGCGGGCGCAAGGCCGACGCGAUGGAGGUCUUCUGCCAGAAUAGCCUUGUGGGCUCUGCCCCACUCGUCGGUCUGGUCCAUGGCGGCUCGUUCGACUUGAGGGUUGGCUGGGGCCUGGCCGACCGCCAGCAGCAGCGACAGUGCCGUGAGCUGAUCGAGCACUACGAAGACACGGAGAAGCAGCGUGAGGCCUAUGCCAUCGGGCACGAGCACUUGAGGUUCGUGAUUGGGCCCUACACGCUGCAGGUGAAGAACGACCGCGCGUUGUUGCACGAGCGCUCCUGGAGCGCGGACAGCAGGGGCCUGGACAUUGUGAAGGACGUGAUGGCUCUCUCCGGCGUCGAGGUCGGGCGGGGCGACCAGCGUGUGUUCGGCCUGGUGGUUGCGGACGCGCGCGGCGACAGGCUCGCCAAGAAGCCGACAAGAUGGAUGAGUAACAACAAGGAGGUGCUCACGCUUUCGGCCCUGGAUGCUGGGCCGAAAGUGGACGAUGAGGAGAUCAGCCUGAAGGGCUCCGUCGGGAGGUGGCGCGACACGCUGAGGACCGAGUUCUACGACGACCUCACCAGCCUACCACUGGACCCCACGCUGGUGAAGGCUGCGAGGCGCCUGGAGAUGGAUUUCAUGGCGCAGCUCGGCGCGCGGUUUUACGCGAGGGAGGAGGCGCAGAGCACUAUCGCCGGGGGCGACAUCGGCGCGGUGUUCGCGGCGACCCCGCCGCUGGUGUGCCUUCGGCUCAUCUGCAGCAUGGCGAUGUCGAGCGACCCGUCCGAGGGCCGCGUGCUGUGCUUCCUGGGCAUCUCGCGGGCACACCCGCACUGCGAGAUCAAGAGCACGGUCUGCAUCAAGCUUCCAGGAGAGGAUCCGAUGUCGCAGGAGAUCGGUACGUGUGGGCUCUUGCGGAUGGCGCUUUACGGGGCGCGCGACGCUGGCCAGAGUUUCGAGCUCACGACCGCCGAGACGGUCAUCGGUGCUGGCUGUGACCAGUCGGCCUUCUCACCUUGCGUGUACUGCCACAGGGGCCUGCAGGUGAGCUUCUUCCACCACGGCGAUGACUUCGCGCUCGAGGGAUCUCGGGGCGGGACGGAGUCGAUCUGCGAGUCUCUGAAGACGAAGUUCAUCGUGAAGGACGGGGGCGUGCUCGGGCCGGCGCCUACCGACGCGGAGGAGAUCACGCGGGGCGAGGCCAUCGAGUACGAGGCGGAUCCCUGGCACGCGCAGAUCUUGCACGCACAGCUCGGAAUGGACCCCCGUGCAACGAAGUCAUUGAGCACGCCAGGGCUGAGCCAGGAGCUGGCACCUGAGGUCGAGCGCGAGCUGAACGAGCACGAGGCGGCGGAGCACCGCAGCGCGUGCAUGAGGCUGGGCUACUUGGCGCUCGUCCGGCCAGAGGUGCAGUUCACGGCCAAGGAGUGCGCUCGCGGCAUGCAGAAGCCGACAGAGCGACGCCUCUGCCUCCUGAAGCGCGCGGGGCGCUUCUUGACCGGGGCGCCGCGGGCCAUCUGGAAGUGGGGCCGAUAG